AUGCCUUCAAUUCCAGGGACUUCAGGGACUUCAGGGUCCUGGCCCUUCGCUUCACGAUCGCUCCCGACCUUAUUAUACCUCGCGCUCGCUUUCUCCUCCUCGACCCUCGCUCAAGAUGUAUCCCUCCUCCCUACCGCCGCUUCCGCCUCGUUUCCCGCCUGCGGAUUGACCUGUACGAACCUCAUCCAAGCCGACGCCGGCUGUACGCCCCCAACCGUGGCAGUCACCAACCAACAGACCUACGUGUCGUGUUUCUGCCAGUCAGCUUUGCUCGCGAAUUUGCAGACAUCCCCGUGGGGCACUUGUGAUACCUGCACGACCCAAUCCGAUAGCGAGCUCUUACAGUCAUGGUACUCCAACUUUUGUGCCAACGGGGGAAACACGGAGGACACGGACUCGACUUCCGAGACGGAGGAUGAGACCGACACGGCCACCGGGAAUACCAACAGCAACAGCAACAACAAUAAUAGUAACAACAACAACAGCAAUAGUGACAGCAGCAAUAACAACUCCAACAAUGCCGACAACACAAAUACGAGCGCCGCUGCAGACACAACGGCCACGUCCAGCCCGGCCACGGGGAGCCGCAACAAUCCGCAACCACAAUCCUGGUGGGACGGCCAUUACCAAUGGGUAAUCAUGGUUAUCGUGCUCGUCAUCGGUUUCUCCCUCAUCGCCGCCGUCGGAAUCUGGCUCAAGAAGCGUCACGACGCAAAACACCCAAAUCUCUAUCACGGUCACGAAUCAGCGAGCGGGAGCAGAGUAUUUUCGACCCGGAACUUUGACUCUCCCGUUCCCAGCUCCGGCGCCCUCGCGCCUGGCGUCGCUGCGCGUCCUCACGAAUCCAUGAACACAGUCUCUAUCGCCAGCAGCUCACGGACAAAUGUCAUUCCUACCCGGCCCGGUCAUACGCCGUCACGACUACAGAAGGCGCCACAAGGUGUAGACGAUAUUGAGAUCCGGGAGGCACCGCGAUGA
Molecule: messenger RNA, 978 nt
Organism: Aspergillus calidoustus
Lineage: Eukaryota; Fungi; Ascomycota; Eurotiomycetes; Eurotiales; Aspergillaceae
Source: the annotation of a GenBank genome assembly